AUGCGGGAGACGUACCCGGGGCACUAUCGCGCGCUGGUGGAUCUGAGAGGGGACGAGGAGACGCACAGCGCGGAGACGUCGGGGCAGAUUGAUAAGGAUUUGCCGCGCGUCGGCGGCGCGUUUCGAAACGCGUUGGAUCUGAGCGAGCCGGGAACGAAGGAUUGGAACGCGCUGAAGCGAGUGCUGCUGGCGUUCGUGUCGCACGAACCGGAGAUCGGGUACGUGCAGUCGAUGCACUCGAUCGCGGCGUUUUUGUUGCUGGCGGGAUUGGACGAGGAGGACGCGUUUUGGUGCCUGGUGCAGCUGGUGGGGGAAAUCGUGCCGGGGUACUUUUCGGAAGGGAUGACGGCGGCGAAACUCGAUCAGAGGGUGUUUAUGAGGAUAUUGCGCGAGCGUUUGCCGAGCGUUGGCUUGCACGUGGGGGCGCUGGGGCCGGAUGAUAUCAUCGCGGCCAUCAUGAGCGGGCAGUGGUUGCUCACGCUCUUCGUCAACGUGUUACCGACGCGAGCGACGAUGGAGGUGUGGGAUGAGAUGUUUAGGCACCGACACCGCGCGCCGCUAUUUGCGGCGUGCGUCGCGCUGCUCGAACGGAACGCGCAGGCAAUUUUAGCGACCACGGAGAUGGGCGAGGCGAUCGAGCUGCUGCAACGAUGCAGCGAGAGUUUGCGCCGAGCGCCGGCAAGCGAAGGCGAGGGCGACGCGUGCGAUGAGGCGGAGUGCGACGCGUUUCUAGCGCGAGUUCGCGAGUUAUUGAGCAACGAACUUUCGCCCGCGAAAGUAGACGAACUUACGGCGCGCGUGCGAGGGAAGUUUCGACGUCCGAGCGACGUGCGGUUGCCCGCCGCGAUUACAAACGUGUCGGCGUUGACGGAUGUGGAUGACUUGUACGUCGGUCUACUCUCGGGAGAUCUACGAGAUAAAAUGACGGCCGCGCACGAAAAUAUGUGCGCGACUGAAAAUUUGAAAGAUGAGUUAUCCAUGCUCAAGGAUGCAUCGCUCGCGAGCAGUGUUCAUGAUUCCGACAUGAAUGGCGAACCCGUCGAAAACGAGUCGCAGCGUGAGCGACACUCGAGUGAUGACAGGAACUCACCCGAAUCUAUUCUCAAAACGAGUGAGCUGAAUUCAAUCUUUGCCAAAGUGGUGUCGAUUGAGACGCACGCGAAUGCGCUCACAGAGCAUGGCGAUAAAGUGUUGACGUGCGUGAAACAAAUCGUUUUGCGACCGUUGCGCGCCAUUCUGGAGUCGCGACUGAAAUCAUUUUGCGAAGAGAUUCGCUUUCUUCAAGGUGAAUUCGCGACAAAAGUCAUCACACUUCGCAACACUAUGGAUCAACAGUUGGAAAUGGCGCCAGAUUUGAGCGUGUUUCUCGCUUCGCAAUCGUACAACAGAUCGAUGUGGCCGCUUUGGACAGAGUCAAUUUUUGAGGUCACAAUCGAACAGGCGGAAAUUGUCCUCGAGUCCCUCGAACAAAUCCGUGCUGAACUCGCGUGGAUGGUGAGCGUGCUCGUCGGUGAGCGUAAAAAAAGUGUCACACCGAAAAUAUCCCGAGCAGAUGGUUGGGAAGACCUCGGAGAGGACACAAACGCGGAGGCUUCAAUCACCGCCGAACCGGACGAGGAAUAUCUCGCCGCGUCUUUUCAGUCUCAUAAGAACGAGACGGAGAAUAGGUUGAACGAAAUUAGAAUCAUGGUGAAGCGCACGCACACGGAAGCGAUCGAAGACUUGCCGAGGUUGAGGCAAAAUUUAAGCGCGACUACGGCAAAACUCAAGGACGAAUUAUCCGCGGAGGAGGACGCGGUGAACGAUUGGGCGGCGAACGCGGAGAGCCGCAACAAGAUAAAGCAGGAAUCAACGGAGAAAAAGCUCGAGCAGGUCUCACGCGAACUUAUGAAGGCGUAUGAUAAGUCGCAUAUUGCCAUUGAUGACGCGUUGGCGGCGAGCGAUAGCGAGACUGGCAGUGUGAGCGCAAAAGACGGCUUGGAGCAAUCGCACGCGGAUGAAGAAAGACGUCUUCGAGCGGCUUUGCAAAGCGUCAAGACGCUCGAAUCGGUUCUGAGUCGACGCUCGAACGCGCUGGAGCGUGAGAAGCAAACAUCACAAAGCGUGCGGGCGAUAUCUUCGCGCACGUUAUCUCAGACCAACGCGUCGUUAUUGCUCGUCUUUGAAGCGGGCGAGUGGUUGGAGCACGAGCUCGUCGCACGGGGCUCAAAGGAUUUCGUCGACGAUUUUGAGCGACUCGCCGACAUCAUCGAAGAAUUGAGUGCGAGCGCGAGAAAUUCUUGCGUGAGAAUCCUUCGUGAGUGGUCAUCGUUCGUUCGCAAAAUCACGAGCCAGGUCGUUCUGGAGUACGUCAGCAUCAUCGACUCGUCCGCACAGGCGCUCAGCGACACGCAAGCCGCACUCGCCGCAUCGACGAGUCGGCUAGACGCGAGCUCUUCGCUCUCUACAUCACCUGGAUCAAUACGUGAGCUAAAUCCAUCGCACGCAUCGCCGAUGUCGGGCAACUCUCUCCGCUCGCUGACGAGUCAGAUGGAAAAACUAACCGACAUCGCCGGAUCCAAGCUCGGCAGCUUUGGCAAUCGUCUGCGCAGUUUUGCCUCGCCGACGCCGUCAAAGGCUUCGAUGAAUCAAAACGCGCCAAAUGAUGUUGAAACGGUCUCGUCAACGAGCCCUGGUAACGACGCGUCAUCGACGAAUUCGAAAUUCUCCAGGCUGGCUGCCUCCGCGCGCGAGGACGGCGCCAGACUGGAAUCGCGCAAAGCGCAGUUGCUCGCGAAGAAGCGCUGGCUGCGCGAGCACCUCGUCGCGAGAGGUGAAGCUUAG
Molecule: messenger RNA, 2823 nt
Organism: Ostreococcus lucimarinus CCE9901
Lineage: Eukaryota; Viridiplantae; Chlorophyta; Mamiellophyceae; Mamiellales; Bathycoccaceae
Exons: 1
Coding region: 1-2823 (940 amino acids)
Biological process (GO): activation of GTPase activity
Molecular function (GO): GTPase activator activity
Source: RefSeq, a predicted model, not a curated record